AGGAUGUCCGUUACUGCCAGGCUGCGCGCGCGCGCCUAGCGAGGCAGGCGAGAAAGGGGUGAGCGCGCGGGGGGACUGUCGGCCCUCAGAUACCGACGAGCACGAGGCGGUUACCCGCUUCCCUUUUCCGUAAGAACGGAAGUCAAGAGGCGACGCUUCGGCUGCGCCGGCCUCGGAAGAGAAAAGCGUGUGAGAGACGGUGCGCUUGAGCUCGCCCCUGGAAGAAGCGACCGCGGCGUCGGCUUCGACAUCUUCUAGGCCGCUGUGGGCGGGGCUUAUUCGGACUCGGCCGGCCCUGCCGGGUUCCGCGCGCUUUCAGGAUGUCGGCACAGGCCCAAAUGCGCGCGAUGCUGGACCAACUUAUGGGCACCUCCCGGGAUGGUUCAAUGUAUCUAUGCCUGCCUACUUCAUUCUGCAAGGGAGUGUCAGAAAGGCCCCGCAUUCGCCGAGCCGGGAUACUACCCGUCAGCGAAUCAAAUUCAGUGAUGACAGAGUGUGCAAAAGUCAUCUCCUCAACUGCUGCCCUCAUGAUGUCCUCUCUGGAACAAGGAUGGACCUUGGAGAAUGUCUGAAGGUGCAUGACUUGGCAUUAAGAGCCGAUUAUGAAAUUGCAUCCAAAGAACAAGACUUUUUCUUUGAGCUUGACGCAAUGGAUCAUCUACAGUCAUUCAUUGCUGAUUGUGAUCGAAGAACUGAAGUGGCAAAGAAAAGACUGGCUGAAACCCAAGAAGAAAUCAGUGCUGAAGUUGCAGCCAAAGCUGAAAGAGUCCAUGAAUUGAAUGAGGAAAUUGGAAAGCUGCUUGCAAAGGUGGAACAACUUGGAGCUGAUGGAAAUGUGGAAGAAUCUCAGAAAGUAAUGGAUGAAGUGGAGAAAGCAAGGGCAAAGAAAAGAGAAGCAGAGGAAGUGUACAGGAAUUCCAUGCCUGCUUCCAGCUUUCAGCAACAAAAGCUUCGAGUCUGUGAAGUAUGCUCAGCAUAUCUUGGUCUACAUGAUAAUGACAGGCGGCUUGCUGAUCACUUCGGAGGAAAAUUGCACUUGGGCUUUAUUGAAAUAAGAGAGAAGCUUGAAGAACUCAGGAGAAUUGUGGCUGAUAAGCAAGAGAAACGAAACCAAGAACGUCUAAAGCGUAGGGAAGAAAGAGAGAAGGAAGAAAGGGAAAAGCUAAGGAGAUCUCGAUCUCAUAGCAAGAACCCUAAAAGGUCAAGAUCCCGAGAUCGCCGUAGACAUCGAUCUCGUUCUUCCUCACGUGAGCGAAAGAAAAGAACUCGCUCCAGAUCCCGUGAGAAACGUCACCGUCACAGGUCUCGUUCCACCAGUCGCAGCAGGAGCCGCAGCCACCAGAGAAGCAGGCAUAGCUCCCGGGACAGGAGCAGAGAACGCAGUUCUAAAAAAAGAUCCUCAAAAGAAAGAGCUUCCAGAGAUCAAGAACGAUCAAGAGACCGUAACAGAACAUCACAUGACAAAGAAAAGAGCCCCAGAGAAAAGUCACCUAGAGACCGAGACUGCAAAGACAGGAAGCGUUCCUAUGAAAGUGCUAAUGGCAGAUCAGAAGACAGGAGAAGCUCAGAAGAGCGUGAAGCAGGAGAAAUAUAACUGGCUGUACAUUCACUUGAUCCUUUAGCUUCCUAUGGAGUUGCAUACUGUGGUUUAGUUUACAGUUAUUCAAAGGGACACCAGUGAGCAGUUCCACACACUGAUCCAACUAGGGUAGAUGUACAGUGUAUAAAAAUGGUUAUAAUGAAGUCUGAAUUGACCCCUUUCAGUUGAUGACAGCUAAAGCAGUGUCCUUUUUUCUCUUUUCCAAUAAACUUGUAAAACAUUAUUUUCAAAGAUCUCUCUUCAAAAAGACAACAAUUUUAUGUACCAAGACGUAGAUCUCAAUGUUUUAUUCUCCUUUUUCAAUACAAGUUAUAGUGAACAAACUAUAUUGUGCUCUUUGCCUUGGAUGCAUUCAAACCUUUAUAAACUACUCUAAUUUCCCUCCAGUUGAAACAGCAGCACUGAGUGGUUUUUAGGGAGGGCGGGUGGGUCCCAAAGCUUUUAAUUAACUCUAUAAUACGGUGUUCUCAGUUGUUUCUUGAGAGCCUAGGUUUGGCAGUAUGUUUUAGAUGGGAUGUGUGCUGGAGAAAAUUGAAAGUUUUUGGUUUUUUUACAGUGCCCAUUUAGACUUGGAAAUUGAACAGCUGUUGCAUUUCAUCCUUUUUAUUAAUUUCUAUUGAAACUUUGAAAUCAAAACCAGUCCCAUAUCUCUGUACCACUUGAUUGGUAUGUGUUCAGUAUACUUGGUUCUUUUUCCAUAAGAUUUUUUCUGCUUUUUCUUGUGGGGUGUUAACUGCACAUCCUUAAUUGUAAAAAACAACAAACCAAUAAUAAAAUAAAUAAAUAAAUAA
Molecule: messenger RNA, 2391 nt
Organism: Lacerta agilis (Sand lizard)
Lineage: Eukaryota; Metazoa; Chordata; Lepidosauria; Squamata; Lacertidae
Product: putative RNA-binding protein Luc7-like 2
Exons: 11
Coding region: 395-1594 (399 amino acids)
Biological process (GO): mRNA splice site recognition
Cellular component (GO): U2-type prespliceosome; U1 snRNP
Molecular function (GO): mRNA binding
Source: RefSeq, a predicted model, not a curated record